Molecule: messenger RNA, 2071 nt
Organism: Syngnathoides biaculeatus (alligator pipefish)
Lineage: Eukaryota; Metazoa; Chordata; Actinopteri; Syngnathiformes; Syngnathidae
Exons: 12
Coding region: 193-1938 (581 amino acids)
Cellular component (GO): intracellular membrane-bounded organelle; early endosome membrane
Molecular function (GO): phosphatidylinositol binding
Source: RefSeq, a predicted model, not a curated record
UGGUCAAACUUUCGCUGCCUGUUUUUCACUUUUAUCGACUUGGGCUCCCCGACGUCGCCCGUUCCACACCCGUUUUCGCGAUGCUGUCGGGCCGAGGGGGCUUCAUUCCGUUCCACGCUCGGACUCGGGGUCGCGCGAGACCGUGGUGAAGGGGGUGGGGGGGGAAAAAAGGGCGAGAAGGACGAGGAAAAGAUGUAUAGAUGGCGCGUGUCCGUAGCGGUGACGCUGGGCCUGCUUUGGUACUUCACCGAAUCCGGACGAGCCCUCGCUCAGUAUUUUAUGUGUUUCUUCUUUUUUUGCCUUUCCACGCCGCUUUUGCUGGCCAACAGCGGCCGGGAGAGCAGCACGCAAACCGACGAGGACGCCGUCCAGGAGACUCUUGAUGAGCACUUUAGUGGCGACUUAACUGCAGAAGGUACUGACAAUGACGCCGGGGUCUCCCUGGGGCGCCGCUAUCCUCACGUCAAAAGAUCUCUUCAGCAAGUGUUCCACUGCACUUACGCUCAGCUGGUGUUGCCAUGGUACGACGUACCCGAGCCGUGGGAGCGCCAGCCCCUGCACCAGACGUUCAGCAGGGAAUUUGACUACGUCAUCGACAGCGUUAUCAAGCACACGCGGGACCUGGACGUCUGUCAGGUGGUGGUGGGCUCCAUCCGUAUUCUGACCCAGCACUUGCACGAUGCAAAGCACCCCGACAGGCAGCUUUUUUUUAGCUGCAGAGGUGAAGAGAUGGCGCUGCUCCGAGAGCUCUCGGAUGCUCUGGUACGUAACCUGCUUCCGGAGCACCUGUGGGGCCAACAAGUCACCCGCUGUGCCUUGACUGAGAUUGUUGCCUUAAAGGGUCUGGGCCUGUUGGUGUCAUGGUUGUCUGACCCUGACAACCUGAACCAGCUGGUGGUGAGUCAGCUGGACAGCGUAUCUGCUAAAGGUUCCACGGAGGAGCUGAGAGCCUCCGACCCGGAACGAGGUUCUCUGGACUCGCAGGAGGACGACAGCGCUCAAGUGAACUUGGAGGGAGUGGAAGUUUCCACCAGCAGCCAAAUCAAGGGCAAAUGCAAAGGCAACAAAUUGAAGGCGGGCUGGUCCAAAUUCGUGUACAAGAUGAAGACCAAGAAAGCCAAGAAGAAGAAGAUGAAAAAGCUGGAGCGAGAGCUGGUGAUGAGGAUCAUGGCGGCUCAGGGAGACGCAUCCAACGAGGACGAGGCCAGCAGCAGGGAGGGCUCCGUGCACAGUCAGCACGACUCUGACAGGGACGACAGCGAUCUGGAGAACUACCUGACAAGCGUCCAAGAGGACAUGAUGGAAUUCAAGCUGUCUUAUGAAAUGUGGCGCGUCGGCCGCUGGGCGGUCAGCAUCCCUCAUGCGGAGUGUGAAAAUGAGGAGCUAAUCUUCACGGUUCAUCUGGAGGAGAGGGACAGCCCUGAAAACCUACAGUGGGACAUUAGGAAGAAAUACAUGGAGGUCAUCUAUUUCAGAAACAGGUGGCAGGACUCCACCAGCUUGCCCAGUAUCUUGGAGGUCAACGAGCUGGAAGUCAGCAACGAGACCAAAGAAGAAGCAAAAGUUUCCGUUGAGCACUUCCUGCAGGAAUUAAUUUCAGAUCCUAUGAUUGGGCACACACAACCGGUGUUCCAGUUCCUCUGUCCACUGGACAAGCUGCUGAAUGAAGAGCAGCAUUACGGAGGCGUGUGGGGCUUACUCAGCGGCUUGGCUUACUUUCUCACUCCUGGACAAGAAGAUGAAGAGAGCUGUACCCCACCAACAGGAUCCUCUAAAGAAAUCAUCAGCAUGUCCACAGAAGGUUCGGAAAACUCCCUCGGCUCCACGAGACGAGUCGCACUGUUAGCACUGUUUCACUUCCCACCAUUGUCAUCUCCUCGUGCGAGACGCCCGAGGGAGACAACAAGGAAACAGAGAACAACCCGUGCUCAUCUUUAAUCUCGAACUCUUCUGUCGGAAACUGUUCCCACGACAAAACGGAGGAUUCCGACAAUCCUUUAACGCACUUUAAAAUGAUCAUCAAGGGACUAACCAGAUCCAGAUCGCAGGAGUCCCUGUCUGCCGCUAAAAA